AUGGAAGCCGCUCAAAAAAAGGUCCAGCAGAUGAUCGAUGACAAUGCUGUUAUGGUUUUCAGCAAGUCGUACUGCCCAUACUGCAACAACACCAAGCGCAUCCUUGAGGAACUGAAUGCCAGAUACACUGCCUACGAACUUAAUCAAGAAAGCGAUGGUGAUGAGAUCCAGGCCGCUUUGCACAAAAUGACGGGGCAAAGAACUGUUCCAAACAUAUUCAUUGGUCGCGUACAUAUUGGUGGCAACUCAGAUCUCGAAGCGGUGGUGAAGAAUGGCAAGGACGGCAAGAGGAUUGAGGAUCUUCUCAGCGAAGCUGGUGCUCUCUGA
This is a messenger RNA of Thermochaetoides thermophila DSM 1495, 327 nucleotides long. RefSeq lists its product as uncharacterized. Gene Ontology annotation, biological process: cellular response to oxidative stress. The transcript is spliced from 2 exons. Gene Ontology annotation, cellular component: nucleus; cytoplasm. NCBI's taxonomy places the organism in Eukaryota, Fungi, Ascomycota, Sordariomycetes, Sordariales, Chaetomiaceae. Gene Ontology annotation, molecular function: glutathione disulfide oxidoreductase activity. The record is from RefSeq and is a predicted model, not a curated record. Bases 1 to 327 code for a protein of 108 amino acids.